AUGACUCUGAGGGACACUGUCUCAAAGUGGCAUGCUGCCAUGUGCCUGCUGGAUGAGAACAGAUUUAAUGAAGCAGCACACAAGUUACUGGAGAUUCAGAACCCAUCUGCCAGAAUAUUCUACAAUCUUGGCCUAUUGUGCAUGUUACAGCAUAGAUAUAUAGAUGCCAUACAGUAUUUCAACAGAAGCAUAGAUCAGGAUAAGUAUCUGGCGCUUGCUUUCUACCAAAGAGGUAUAUGUUAUUAUGAAAUCCAAAGAUUUGAUGCCGCAGUUUCAGAUUUUCUCAGUGCUAGGUCCAUGAUUCUGAAUGAUUGCAUUGACUACAAGCAGCUCGGUGCAGAGAUCGUAUUGUCUUCACAGCUGCUGGACCACUGUGUUACUGUUACAGAGGAAUGUUUGGGCAAGAAGAAAUAUGGUAGACUCCUGGUCUUGCCUGUGAGGGACUGUGUGCUCAGACCGCAACAAGUUUUAGUUGAUAACCUGAAUAAACAGACUUUUCUAGGAAAUGCCAAGAUCCCUCUGACCUCAUAUCUACCAAUUAUUAGGCUAUUUAUAAAAGUAAUUUCAUCUGCAAAAGUGGAGGACAUUAUGCCAGCACUAGAAGCACGAAAAGCACAUGACCCUGGUGUAAUUUUUAUGUUAGUUACAAAAUGGACAUCUGCUUCUGUACCUUCAUCACCAGCUACAUCUCGUCAUGGAUUUAGCACAUCCAGUGCCAAUAGAAUUUGUAUACCUCCUCCUCCGAAACGACCACCACCUCGUCUGCCUAGUGGUGCAGUCAUUAGCCAGCAGCUGCGAUUAAAGUGCAAAAGUUUAGAAGAUAUGACUCUCAACUACGCUGUAAACCAGUCUGCAAUCGUUGAAAAGUCAAAAAUGGGUCAAAUAGUAUCACCAAAACCCAAACCAGAUGUAUUCAAAAUGACUUCAUCAGUUGCAGACGCAGUGACUCCGACUCAAGGUCCAGACGUCUCUGCUCACCUACACAGUGAUGACCCAGAUAGAGUCAUCAACAAACAUUUAUUGAACAGUUCUGCAGUGAGAGAUCACGUGACAGACAUUCUGUCUAGUCAAUUAAACGCGUCAGAUAUGCAAGCCCCACCAAGAUCAGUAUUAAAUCAUGCACAGAGGUCUGCUGUCUUGGGUCAAAACGAGGGGGAAAACAUGGGUUUUGUUUCAGAUGGUCAUGCUGCCAAAAUGAAAUUAUUAUUUGAAAGAAGAGAAAAGCAGGAAGUAAUGUUUUCUCAAAAAGGAGUUAGAUUAGAUAAUGAGAAAUGUAGAUUAGAUUCAGAGUCGCAGGAAACCAGCAUUAAUUCACAGAAGAAAAGAUUGGAUAUCAUGCAGCAGUCAAAGCCUGGUGAUCUCCAGCAGAAUAUAACAAAUGUACAUCAGUGUUUAUCAUCAUUAUCUUUAACAGCUUUUAACUCCAACAUUCAGAAAUCCCCAAGACCCGUAAGACCUCCUCCUCCAAAGUCUUCUAAGUAA
Candidula unifasciata is the source of this 1482-nucleotide messenger RNA. The record is from the annotation of a GenBank genome assembly. Lineage: Eukaryota; Metazoa; Mollusca; Gastropoda; Stylommatophora; Geomitridae.